This is a messenger RNA of Leptosomus discolor (cuckoo roller), 890 nucleotides long. NCBI's taxonomy places the organism in Eukaryota, Metazoa, Chordata, Aves, Leptosomiformes, Leptosomidae. The record is from RefSeq and is a predicted model, not a curated record.
AUUUCUGUAAUUUUUCGUUUCACGACUUGGAAAGUGUUACAAAUAAUUUUGAUGCGCGACCAGAGUCAGCUGGAGGUAAUAAACUGGGAGAAGGUGGCUUUGGCGUUGUGUUCAAAGGCUACAUCAAUGGCAGAAAUGUGGCUGUCAAGAAGCUCGUUGCUAUGGUUGAUGUUAGUGUUCAGGACUUGAAACAGCAAUUUGAUCAAGAAAUAAAAAUGAUGGCAAAGUGUCAGCAUGAGAAUCUAGUAGAAUUACUUGGUUUCUCAAGUGAUGGUGCUCAGCCAUGUCUGGUGUACGAAUACAUGCCCAAUGGUUCGUUGCUUGACAGACUUGCUUGUCUGGAUGACACCCCACCAAUUUCUUGGAAUACAAGAUGUAAAAUUGUUCAAGGUACAGCAGAUGGCGUCGAAUUUUUACAUGAAAAUAAUCAUAUUCACAGAGAUAUUAAAAGUGCAAAUAUUUUAUUAACUGAUACCUACAUGCCCAAAAUUUCUGACUUUGGACUUGCAAGAGCAUCUGUAACAUUCACACAAACAAUCAUGACUGAAAGAAUUGUUGGGACAGCAGCCUAUAUGGCGCCUGAAGCUCUGCGAGGAGAGAUAACACCUAAAUCUGAUAUCUUCAGCUUUGGAGUAGUCUUACUAGAAAUAAUAACGGGUCUUCCUCCAGUAGAUGAAAACCGGGAGCCACAGUUACUGUUAAGUAUCAAGGAUGAAAUUGAGGAUGAAGAAGCAACUAUUGAGGAUUAUGUUGAUGAAAAGAUGAGUGACUGGGAUGCACCUUCAGUUCAUAUAAUGUAUUCAAUUGCUGAUCAGUGUCUGAAUGAGAAGAAAAACAGAAGGCCAGACAUUAAGAUGGUCCAACAGCGUCUACAAGAGAUAAAAACUUGA